AUGGACAAAGCUUUCACCUUCAUCGUUGACCACACGGCUCAAGCUGGCCUUGCAUCUAAGCGAAAGCUCAGGCGCCGUCGAGGAGCAUGUGGGAACUGCAAGCGCAGAAAAGUGGCAUGUAAUGGAGCGAUGCCAUGCCAGCAUUGUCAUAAAGCGUCCAUCAGCUGCCAGUACGCUGAAACCAAGCGCUCCGCUCGUAACACAGCCCCAAUCAGCGAGGCCGAUACUACAAUCCGGCAAACAAUGACUUCAGACAUCAGUACUUCAUCAAGU
Molecule: messenger RNA, 273 nt
Organism: Bipolaris maydis ATCC 48331
Lineage: Eukaryota; Fungi; Ascomycota; Dothideomycetes; Pleosporales; Pleosporaceae
Source: RefSeq, a predicted model, not a curated record